Molecule: messenger RNA, 816 nt
Organism: Monopterus albus (swamp eel)
Lineage: Eukaryota; Metazoa; Chordata; Actinopteri; Synbranchiformes; Synbranchidae
Gene: cybc1
Product: cytochrome b-245 chaperone 1
Exons: 6
Coding region: 90-794 (234 amino acids)
Source: RefSeq, a predicted model, not a curated record
CUAGCUAUCACCACAUUAGUUUUUAAGCCAGCGCUAACUAUGCGAUUUAAAAUAUGCUAAUGCAUUAUAGGCCACUGUGUUUGCUUUAAAUGUUCAACUGUGUAUUGGCUGAACCCAUUGACCGCUGCCUAUGUACAACCAGUGUUGGAGCUGUAUGCCAUUCCCAGUGUCAACAUUACAAGGUCGAAUUUGAAGAUGGGAUACAUGAGAGUAGAGGAGCACAACUCCACCCUGCUCCACCUGAAGAGAUCCCCGGGCAUUCGUUCCUGGUCUCUUCUUGUUGGUAUAGCAUCUGUUGGCUUGGCAGCAGCAUACUACAGCUCAGCAUCCUGUGGAAGCUUUUCUACGUGACUGGCUCUCUGUUUGUGGCCAUGCAGAACAUGGAGGAAUGGGAGGAGGCCGUGUUUGACAAAACAAAGAACCUGAUUGAACUGAAGACCUUUAGCUUGUACAAUGUAGUCCUGACAUUUUGGAGAAAGGGGCAAGAGAAAGUUGUGUUGGAUCUGACACAGCUGUGUGAUAUCUGCGUCCAGGAGGAGAAGGUACGUUAUUUGGGGAAGGGUUACCUGCUGAUGCUGCGGCUGGCUGCAGGCUUCUCCUACCCCCUAACCCAGAGUGCCACACUUGGGGGACGCAGUGAUGUGGAGGCACUGGCUGCACUGCUGAAGCGCUUCCUGGAGCUGGAGGAGCUGGAGCAACGCAGGCACCAAGACGAAGAGGCAGAGUAUGGAGAGGAUGAGGGAGAUUCUCUGGACAACAGCAGUCAGUCAGAUGAUGAAGCACACACACUCUGAUCUCUCUGUGACUAGCAACCUU